AUGAGUGCGCCGGCGGCAGCAACGCACCAGGUGGAAGGCUUCCGUGUGACACGGCCAACAAAAGUGCUGGGACUCAAUGAUCUGCGGGACAACAAAGGAGCGCGCAAGAUCAAGAAGCGCCUGGGACGCGGUCACGGCUCAGGCCACGGAAAAACUAGUGGACGCGGACAAAAGGGUCAGAACUCACGUGCGGGUAAUGGUAAGCCGGGCCCCGGCUUUGAGGGAGGCCAAACGCCCCUUAUGCGGGUGUUCCCGAAGCGCGGGUUCAAGAACGCAUUCAGGCGCGAGCUGCAGCCGCUGAAUCUCGAUCGGAUCCAGCAUUGGAUCAACACGGGCCGGUUGGACGCAUCAAAGCCUAUCACUUUGAAGCAGAUUUAUGACUCUAAUUUGAUCAGGUUCACCGAUGGUGUCUCGUUGCUUGCGCGUGGGUCGGAGGUUUUGACGACACCGAUCACCCUGGAGGUGUCGAGGGCUAGCCAGAUGGCGAUCAAGAGGGUCGAGGAGAUUGGGGGCAAGGUCGUCUGUGUUUACCAUAAUAAGCUGGCCAUGCGCGCGCUGCUGCAUCCCGAGAAGUUUGCCGUACUGCCAAAGUCUGCCAUGCCUGCGACCACCAAGAUGAAGCGCUUGUAUGCGGAUCCCGAGCGCAGAGGCUUUUUGGCCCCAGGUAUCAGAGACAAGUACAAGCCUGCUGAGGGAGCCGUCAAGGCCAAGCCCAAGCCCAAGCCAAAGUCCACUGCUGCUGCUACUGAAAUUGUGGCCUGAGGUGCCGCUGUUCUUAGAGCUAUUUUAGUAAUUUUUCACACACACAUAAAAAACAAAAAGAACAGGCUUGUUGUCCAGUUGAACAAUGCCUUGUCGCUCAUGUCUUCUAACAUGAUUUUCUAAUCUCGCGCACUGUUUCCGCUACCAUUAUCAAUCGAGAUGAGAAUAAAAAUUUUUAUUUUUAUUUUUUGAAUACCAAAC
Messenger RNA from Kickxella alabastrina, 963 nucleotides. Its product is annotated as ribosomal protein L18e/L15P. The transcript is spliced from 2 exons. Gene Ontology annotation, biological process: translation. NCBI's taxonomy places the organism in Eukaryota, Fungi, Kickxellomycota, Kickxellomycetes, Kickxellales, Kickxellaceae. The record is from RefSeq and is a predicted model, not a curated record. Gene Ontology annotation, cellular component: mitochondrial large ribosomal subunit. The coding region runs from base 1 to 762 and encodes 253 amino acids. Gene Ontology annotation, molecular function: structural constituent of ribosome.